Messenger RNA from Anolis carolinensis (green anole), 2776 nucleotides. RefSeq names its product suppressor of cytokine signaling 2 (gene socs2). The record is from RefSeq and is a predicted model, not a curated record. Gene Ontology annotation, cellular component: phosphatidylinositol 3-kinase complex. NCBI's taxonomy places the organism in Eukaryota, Metazoa, Chordata, Lepidosauria, Squamata, Anolidae. Gene Ontology annotation, molecular function: 1-phosphatidylinositol-3-kinase regulator activity. Bases 382 to 942 code for a protein of 186 amino acids. Gene Ontology annotation, biological process: phosphatidylinositol phosphate biosynthetic process; intracellular signal transduction. The transcript is spliced from 3 exons.
UGGCAGGAGCUGGAGCAACAGCGGGCGCUCAUUCCACUCCCGGGAUUUGAACCUGGGACCUUUCGGUCUGCAAGUUCAGCACACACUUCGCCAUCGGGGCUCCUAACCAAACUACAAACCCCAGAAUCCUGCAGGAGGCAGAAACCGGAUUUAAAGUGGAUCAAUGCUCAAGUGCGAUGAGGCCCUUUUAGAGUCUAGAUCCAGCAGAGGAUGCCUUCCCUUCUCGGAAGAGGUUUUCCAAGGAAGAGGGUUCUCUCUCCCAACAAAUACGGAUGGAAGGAGGCUCUUCCUCUUCUUCUUCCUCCUCCUCCUCAUGCUGCCCCUUCCUCGGCGCUCCCUCCUCCUCCUCCUCCGCCGUGGCUGCUCGGCGGCUGCCCCUAAAUGACCCUGCGCUCGGAGGAGACCUCGGAUGGCGGCGGCGAGGAGGAGGCUCCCGGCGAGGCGGAGCGCCUGGACUCGGCUAUGCGGGAGCUGCGGCGAGCGGGUUGGUAUUGGGGCAACAUGAGUGUUGCAGAAGCCAAAGAUAGACUGCAGGACACCUCCGAAGGGACUUUCCUGGUCAGGGACAGUUCUCACUCCGAAUACCUGCUGACCAUUUCGGUAAAAACGUCAGCAGGGCCCACAAACCUGCGCAUUGAGUUUCAGGACGGCAAAUUCCGACUGGAUUCUAUCAUCUGCGUCCGAUCGAGGCUUCGACAGUUUGACAGCGUGGUCCAUUUGAUUGAGUAUUACGUCCUGAUGUGCAAGGACAGGAGUACGGUUUCUGAAAUGCCUUCCAACGGAUUGGUUCACCUUUACCUGAAUAAACCCCUCUAUCACACGGCUCCAUCUUUACAACACCACUGUAGAGUCACUAUAAACAGGUGCACGAAUGAAAUCCAGGAGCUUCCUCUCCCAACGAGACUGAAGGAAUUCUUGAAGGAAUAUCGAUAUCGGGUAUAAAAUAUGCCAUCUACUCUGCCUCAUUUUUUAAAUCCUGAAUACAACUGCAUGAAAAACAAAAUCUUCAGCACUCGGCUACGUGAGAUAACCUGUAGGUCACCGAAGGAUAAAAUGAAUCAGAUAAAUGGGUUUAAUGUUCUACUAUCAAAACCAGGACAGACGAGAUAGGUUUCUUCCUCAGUAGCCCAUACCUAAACUUCACUUUGAGAAAAUUGCCUUUGAGGGGACAGCAGAUGCAGGCAAGUAAAAAAUGGGCUGGUAAACAUAAAUUCAUCACUCAGUUUUCUUUCGUAUUUGUUUUACAUGUGCUCAGGGCGGACCCACAUCUAAAUUCUGAGUUUACCAUACAGAGUUUUAUUUACACAGAACCAAAAUAAUGUCUUGCUGUAUUAUGCAAAACUAAAGUUAAAAUGGAAUGUGUGAAUUGUGCCUGCUUUUACCUUAAUCUAAUUUAUUAAUUUAGACCAGGCAUGGCCAAAAUUUGCCCAUGCCUGAUUUAUACCCUGCCCUUCAGCCAUAAAAAGCUGUUAGAAUGUGUUACAAAUUGUUAAUUUGACAGCUCUAUCUCUUAGUUUACAAUCUAAAAAGAGCAACACAAGGAAAAGGGGAUGGCAGUGUGGGAGAGGAGGAAAUCUAGCCAAAGCAGAGGGAAGGUCUUUCAUCAAUGAGCACAUGACAAAAGUUUUAGGUGUUACCUAAAUUAUGUUGAUGAGCUUUGUAUGACUGAAUUGACAGUAGCUGCUACAAUAGCAACUGGUAUACAUUUUCUUGGAAAGGAUUCACAGUGAUUUUGUAGUUUGAAUGCUGUGUGCUCACAUCAGAAAGGGUUAAGGUGGCAGUAGACGUCGGGAUCCCAUGCAGUGAACGGCUAAUGGUGUAUUUAUGGCUUUUUAAACUUUUCAUAAAACCCCUUAGGGAAUAGGGAUGGUUGGCAAUACAAUUCCAGUUCAUAUAAAAUACUAGCUUAGAAGAGGUUAGUGGAAACUACUUCUAUAGAGAUGGAUUAACUCUCUAAAAUCUAAUUUAAGGUUAACCGAAAUGCUCCCUGUGAUGUAUUCUUGUAAUCUUUAAUUUACAUGUUAUAAAUGGCUCAUUUUUACUUAUGACCCAAUGCUAUGGUUCAUAGAAAACAAACAGCACUUUUAAAAAUUCGUAAGGAAAUAAUGUCAAAUAUAUAUAUUUUAAGCUGAUCUAGUGCUCUGCUCCACUUGUGAACAAUGUAUUAAUUCUGCAGACCAAACCUAUUCACUUUUACUCAAAAGUAGUUGUGCUUAAGGUUGUAGGCAAGUCCCAUUUGGACAGUCUGGGCAUAGACUUGUCAGUCAAUAUAUCCUGGAUCAAAUUGUGAGACUACUAACUACACUGAAUUAAAUCUAAUGAAUUAUGCUUAUGUGGUAUUGAACUACAGCGAUCUUUCUUUGCAAAGAUGCUGUAGCAUGUAUAGUAAUUUAGUUAAAAGAAAACUUAUAUAACUUUGAAGUCGGGUUGAAUAGGCAAACAUUUUACUCUUUUAUGAGGACCCAGUGCAUGCAUUAGGAUAGCAUAGCUAGAUUUUAAUUGGUGUGAAAAGCCACUCUUUUGUUAUAGAUCCAUUUAUUGCCUAUAAUAGGCCUCCUUUGAAUGAGGCUUUAUAAAUGCCUAGACUGCAACGUUGCAGUUGUGGUUUCCAUGGCUAAACAUGGAAAGCAGCAAUUAUGACUACCUUCUACAGUGUAGAAUUUUUUUAUUCUUAUUUCCUUGAAAUGCAAAUGAGUUUGCCUGUUCUAAAUAUUGUUUGAGGCUGUAACUGUCUGAUUUCAGAUUGUAUUCAAUAAAGUAAAUUGCAGAGGCUCUA